Messenger RNA from Branchiostoma floridae (Florida lancelet), 1052 nucleotides. RefSeq names its product cell death protein 3-like. Gene Ontology annotation, biological process: proteolysis. Lineage: Eukaryota; Metazoa; Chordata; Leptocardii; Amphioxiformes; Branchiostomatidae. The record is from RefSeq and is a predicted model, not a curated record. The transcript is spliced from 4 exons. Gene Ontology annotation, molecular function: cysteine-type endopeptidase activity. The coding region runs from base 213 to 674 and encodes 153 amino acids.
UUGAAGCUGCAGCAAACGACGUCUCCAGGAGAGAUCAUAGCAGCUACGACUGUUUUGUGCUGUUCCUUCUGACGCACGGUGACGUUGCAGGAGUGUUGGGCACAGACGGACAGCACGUGUCUGUGGACAGCAUCGUUUCUAGUUUCCAGGCCUGUCAGAGUCUUGUGGGGAAGCCAAAAAUCUUCUUCGUUCAGGCUUGUAGAGGAGUUGACAUGGAUCCGGGCCAUGAACUCACGGACACUACCACAGAUGAAGACGGCGACACCUCUCCAGUCGGGAGAGAAGCAUCAGAUGGAGCACCAGAUCAGGCAACUGAGUCACCGCCUCCUCCAACAACCGCACCAGCCACAUCUGCAGCAGGUUUGGAGAGUCCUGACGCCGGAGAGAGAACCUUACCAACGACGAGCGACCGGCUGGUGAUGUACGCUACAGUACAUGGUCACGUGUCUUGGAGGAACUCCGACACAGGCACAUGGUUGGUCCAGGUUCUUGCUGACGUCAUCACAGAACACGCCGAGACGGAGACGCUACAGGAAAUGCUAACAAGGGUAAACGCCAAAGUUGCAGACUUCAAAACUCAACACCAAGAGUACAAGCAGCAACCGGAAGUGACGCACACACUACGCAAGAAGCUCUACUUCUUCCCUCAGGCUGCAGUUGACCAGAAUCCUUAGCGCCAACUUUCCCAUUUUCAAUUUUGAAUACAUAAAUGAUGCUAUGAUUAAAGGCAUAUUGGGACUAGACCAAUCUAUAAUCAAAUUCCUCCAAUUGAAAUAUAUUUGUAUCAGAAAAGUCUAUUGCGGUAGUUUAGCCUGACUUACCAUACGUAAAUAUGUAUGUCGGAAAGGGAUGGACCUUCAGUAGUGUCCAUCAUUUCAAGCUCCCUAUGGGAGUGACCUAUUGUAUCGUUUGUAGCAUGUUGCUACUUCUAUGCACACUAUUUCAAAGCAGUUGUGGAGUUGUAAAAGACGUUAUAUUCCAAGUUAACGAUAGAAAAAUAUCCAUAUCGCAGGAAUAUGUUGAACUUUUAACUUUUACUUCAGGAGGACUUU